AUGCUAUCUCGUGUUAGAGCUGUGUCAGGGGCGACACCAAGGUUACCGAGGCUUACUGGCAGCCGGAGCGCCUUCAGCAGCACGCGAGCAGCCCGCAGCUACGACGCGACGCUGAGGAACCUCAAGAUAGGAAAACACACCCGCGUGAUUUUCCAAGGCUUCACAGGGAGACAAGCAACGGCCAAUGCCAAGGAGUCCAUCGAAUGGGGCACCAACAUAGUGGGCGGCGUCACGCCUGGACGUGAAGAUGAGCACCUUGGCCGUCCUGUCCUGCCCUCCGCUAUGGAGGUCCUGAAACCAGACGCCACGGGAAUCUACGUCGCCGCGCACCAAGCCACCGCUGCCAUUGAGGAAGCUAUUGAGGCCGAGGUCCCUUUAAUCGUGGCUGUGGCGGAGCAUAUCCCUGUGCAUGACUUCUUGAGGAUUCACUCGAUGCUGAGAACUCAGUCCAAGUCCAGGGUAGUUGGUGCCAAUUCCCCCGGGAUAAUUUCUUCCGUGGGAAAGUGUAGGAUAGGCUUCCAACCGCUACCAUGUUUCGCACCGGGCAAGAUCGGUAUCGUUGCAAGGUCCGGGACACUGAGCUACGAGACUGCCGCCUCAACUCUGCGUUCUGGUUUAGGUCAGAGUAUGUGCAUAGGUGUAGGUGGAGAUAUCCUACCCGGCACGACUUUGGUGGAUGGGCUGAAAAUCCUGGCCGAGGACGAUGAUACAGAAGGCAUUGCCCUCGUUGGUGAGAUUGGAGGAAAUACUGAGCUCGAAGCCGCUGACUGGAUCCGACAAUAUAGAGCUUCAACGAAGAAUCCAAAACCUAUCGUAGCUAUCGUUGGGGGAAUUAAUGCGGUACCUGGCCGCAUCAUGGGACACGCAGGUGCUUUUGCCCUCCCCGGAGAACCAACCGCAGCAGAGAAGGUAGACGCCUUGAAGGCAGCAGGCGCUACGAUCAUAAACCACCCCUCAAGGUUUGGCUCUGCGUUGAAGACAUUACUGGACGGUACAAAACCUAGUGGCCAUGGCGUUGCAUCCAACGGCAACCCUCCUUUGAGCAGAGGCAUGCACACGUAUGCUCGCCGGCCCCAGCCACCUCACAGCACAGAGUCUGCCCAAAGAGGUAUGUGUCAGAGGAGAACGUUGUACCUGACACAGCAAACGGCACUCGAUCUGCUCCAAGUCCGGGGCAUCAGCGUGCGUGAAGGCUUCACUGGCGCAACCGAGCGGCUCCUCGCGGUAACUAUUAAUCGAACCUCAAGGAACCCGUGCAUUAUUGCUUCCCCGACAGGCGACGCAAGGGACGGGAAAACGUUCGACUUUGACUAUAACAAAGGCGCCGCGGACCUCCCGACCGGCGACAUCGCCCGAGCCCUCGGCCUGAACAUGACCGGCACAGUUUCACUCGACAGCUUCCGGAAGCUGGUGAUGGAGCUGACGACGCUAUUCGCGGAAAAGGAGGCGUUCCUGCUCGAGACGUGGGUAAUGGAGACAUCGGACGCCUCGGGCGGGCUCGCGGCCUCGCGGGCGCGCUUCGGCUUCGACGACGCCGCCUACCGCAGCUGCCAGCGCCAGGGCGACAUCCACGCGCUGCGCGACGUGGCCUCGGAGGACCGCCACGAGGUCGCCGUCGAGCGCGACGGCAUCGUCUACGUCAAGCUGCCCGACCCCGGCGGCAACAUCGGCACCCUGGUCAACGGCGCCGGCCUGGCCAUGAACACGGUCGACGCCCUCGCGGACGCCGGCGGCCGCGCCGCCAACUUCUUGGAUACCGGCGGCAAGGCGACCAGCGAGACGGUCAAGAAGAGCUUCGAGGUCAUCCUGACGGAUCCCAGGGUUAAGUGCAUUUUUGUAAAUAUCUUCGGCGGUCUGACGCUUGGUGAUAUGAUUGCGCGCGGCGUAGUGCUCGCUUUCAAGGACCUCCACAUGACGGUGCCGGUCGUCGUGCGGAUACGCGGGACCAACGAGGAGGAGGGCCAGCGCAUCAUCGCCGAGAGCGGGCUGCCGCUCUAUGCGUUCGAUGACUUUGACGAGGCGGCCGAAAAGGCCAUUGAGCUGGCGAAUCAAGCAUAG
Molecule: messenger RNA, 2058 nt
Organism: Neoarthrinium moseri
Lineage: Eukaryota; Fungi; Ascomycota; Sordariomycetes; Amphisphaeriales; Apiosporaceae
Exons: 7
Coding region: 1-2058 (685 amino acids)
Biological process (GO): tricarboxylic acid cycle
Cellular component (GO): succinate-CoA ligase complex (ADP-forming); mitochondrion
Molecular function (GO): succinate-CoA ligase (ADP-forming) activity; succinate-CoA ligase (GDP-forming) activity
Source: RefSeq, a predicted model, not a curated record